Messenger RNA from Pistacia vera, 1137 nucleotides. RefSeq names its product ATP-dependent zinc metalloprotease FTSH 4, mitochondrial-like. Gene Ontology annotation, biological process: proteolysis. The coding region runs from base 47 to 949 and encodes 300 amino acids. Gene Ontology annotation, cellular component: chloroplast thylakoid. Gene Ontology annotation, molecular function: ATP-dependent peptidase activity; metalloendopeptidase activity; ATP binding. NCBI's taxonomy places the organism in Eukaryota, Viridiplantae, Streptophyta, Magnoliopsida, Sapindales, Anacardiaceae. The transcript has a single exon. The record is from RefSeq and is a predicted model, not a curated record.
UUUUUUUUUUAAAUUACAGGUCUUGAAGGCUGAUGAUGUUGAUUUGAUGAUCAUUGCUAGAGGGACUCCUGGGUUCUCAGGUGCUGAUCUUGCAAACCUAGUCAAUAUUGCUGCACUGAAGGCUGCAAUGGAUGGAGCCAAAGCUGUGACUAUGGCUGAUCUGGAGUAUGCAAAGGACAAGAUCAUGAUGGGAAGUGAACGCAAGUCAGCUGUCAUCUCUGAUGAAUCACGGACACUGACAGCUUUCCAUGAGGGUGGUCAUGCUCUUGUGGCCAUCCAUACCGAUGGGGCGCUUCCAGUUCACAAAGCAACAAUAGUUCCCCGAGGAAUGUCCCUUGGCAUGGUUUCCCAAUUGCCUGAUAAGGAUGAAACAAGCAUUUCCCGCAAGCAGAUGCUUGCUCGACUUGAUGUUUGCAUGGGGGGAAGGGUUGCAGAAGAGCUCAUCUUUGGAGAAAAUGAAGUUACUUCUGGUGCAUCUUCUGAUCUAAAGCAAGCAACUAGCCUUGCAAGAGCAAUGGUUACAAAAUAUGGCAUGAGUAAAGAAGUUGGUGUUGUCACUCACAAUUAUGAUGACAAUGGUAAGAGCAUGAGCACAGAGACUAGGCUCCUUAUUGAGAAAGAAGUGAAGUACUUUCUGGAAAGGGCUUAUAACAAUGCAAAAACUAUUCUCACCACCCAUAACAAGGAGCUCCAUGCACUGGCUAAUGCAUUGCUCGAGCAGGAGACACUUACUGGAAAUCAGAUCAAAAGUUUACUUGCCCAAGUCAAUUCACAGCAGCAGCAGCAACCUCAGCAGAUAGUUGCACAACAGAACAGUUCGCAAUCCAACCCAGUGCAACCUCCAUCGACUCCUAAUCCAGCUGCAUCAGCCGCUGCAGCAGCAGCUGCGGCAGCUGCAGCUGCAACUGCUGCCGCUAAGUCCAAAGGCAUUGCACCUGUGGGAUCAUAGUCUGAGAGAGGCUGGUAAGGCUGCCGCUAUUUAUUGAAUUGAAUGUGCAUAAUUUAGUUACUGGCCUUUUUGUUCGAGAACUGUAGUUCCAUUUCUGGUAGACUAUUUCAUGUAUAACCAUGUGUUCGAAAAUUUAACAGAAGCUAUAGAAGAAGUUAAUGGCAGUAGAGCAUUACCUUGGCAAGUUA